AUGGAAGAUCUUGAAUUUUUAACGCUAAAAAUUCUAAAAUCUGCUGAAACUUUUACAUCAAAUGAUUUUAUUAAAGCAUAUAAUAUUAUUUAUUUACACUGUACAGAAAAAACACCAACAUACGAAAUUAAGGGAAUUGUAAUUUAUCAAGUACUUAAAGAUAUUUUAGCCAAUUAUUUUGAUUCUUUGAGACCUGUUACAUCGUUAAAGGGAUUUUUUAAUCUAUGUCAAAACCUAGAAAAAAGUUAUUUUUUAUUAGAACGUGUAUAUUUCUACCUAGAACGAUUUUUUAUUAACGUUAAUUGCAAUAAAAAUGAAAGUGAUAUAAUGCACAUCCGUACAUUAUAUUAUUCUUUAUUUUAUAAAAAAUAUUUUUAUGCAAGUAUUUCAACCUUAGAAGAAUAUUUUUUUUUCGAAUUACAUGCAUUAAGGGAAUCUUAUUAUAAAAAAGAGACUUAUGAAAAUAUAAACGAAUUAUGUAAAACAGUUUGCUAUCUAAGAAAUAUUUAUUUUUACAGUGAAAAUCAUGAAGAAUAUAUUUGUUUUCUUGAUAAAUAUUAUAACUCGUUUACUCAAACAUCUGAUGUUUGUGAAAUUAAUAAAUUAGUAAGAAAAACCAAUGUUGAAUUAAAGAUUGCUAAAUUAUUGUUUGAUUUUUCAAGUAAAGAAUCUUAUUAUGAAAUUACAAAAUUUAUUGCAAAAAAAUUUAAACGACUUUUAGAUUGGAUUUUUUAUGACGAACAGCCAGACAAUUUAGCUACAGACAUUUAUAAAAUACCGAAAUUUUUUGGUAGAUUUAAAAAGAUAGAAAAUAUUUUACAUUUUAUGGAAGAUAUUUACUGCACUACUUUUUUAUUAAGAGUUGAACCACAUUUAUUACAAUGUUUAGAUAAUUUAAAAGAUUUAGAAUCAAUUUUUGGUUUUUAUAUUGAAUUUCGCAAUACUUUUAUUAGUGAUAGCAUAAACAUCGAAAGUUUAGAAGAUAUUUUUUUGAAAAAAAUUGUUGAAAAAAUUCAGGAUUUAGAAAAUGUUCCAGAUUUUUUUGCUAGAUUAAUAAGAGAAAUUAGUUUUAAAACACAAAAUUGUGAAUCUUUAAUUAAUAAUAUUUUUAUUCUUAUAAAUAAAAUUGAACAAAAAGCUUUGAUUAUUAAAAAAUUAAGCCAUGAAUGUCUUGAAAGAAUCAUUAAUGACAGGACUGAUUUAAAUAAAGAAAUGAGAAUUUUUAGAUACUGUAAAUUUCAUUGUGGAUCAUCUGGCAUUUCUUGGCUUAAUUUGAUUUUACAGGCAUACGGUCUGCCAAUUACUGAGAAUUUUGGACUCGGCGGGCAAGAAUUUGAUUUUAAUACAAAUUUACAUUUGAUUACAAAAGGAUUUUGUAAUUUAGAAGUUAUGACUUGUAAUUUACAUCCAAAACUUACAAAUUUGUGCGAUAUUUUAUUAAAGCGUUUUCAUGUAAAAUAUCCUAGAUCAGACAUCAAUUGUUGUUACAAAGCUUCUUCGUUAAUAAUUGAGAUUCACAACAUAGACAUAAAAUUAAGUACAGAUAAAGUGUCACUAUUAAUGUAUUUGAUGGAUGAACCAGAUCUUAAAGUUUUAAAAGCGGUUAGUAAAGAUUCUUGUUUUUAUGAAAAUAUUGAUUUUUUAGAAAAAUGCGGACUUAUUAUUGUUAAAGAUAAUUAUGGAUAUGUAAAUCCAAAUCGAAAUGAUGUCAUCAAUAAAUGUUUACAAAUAAAGGAAAAUGAAACUUAUGAUUUACAAAAUUACAGAAGUGACAACACAAAAUAUAAAAGUUAUAGAAGAGAAGGCUCAAACACAUUCAUAGAUUUAUUUUAUUAUAAAAUACCAGAAAAGAACAGAAUUGUAAAUUGUAAAAAUAAUGAUUUAGGAUUAGAUUAUGCUGUAGAAUCAUUUAUUAUGAAAUUAAUGAAAAAAUUAAAAAUUGCUAAAAUUUCUUUUGUAGAAUCAGAAGUAAAGAAAAAAUUCAAAUUUUUUACUCAGUUUAGUGAUACAAUCAAACAUUUGGUAACAAAAGAUUUUCUAGAUAUUAAGGAUGAUGAUGUCAUAUAUUUACCAUAA
This is a messenger RNA of Vairimorpha ceranae, 2076 nucleotides long. Its product is annotated as cullin like protein. The coding region runs from base 1 to 2076 and encodes 691 amino acids. The record is from RefSeq and is a predicted model, not a curated record. NCBI's taxonomy places the organism in Eukaryota, Fungi, Microsporidia, Nosematidae. The transcript has a single exon.